Messenger RNA from Amphiprion ocellaris (clown anemonefish), 2737 nucleotides. It is a transcript of the gene naaladl1, whose product is annotated as N-acetylated alpha-linked acidic dipeptidase like 1. The record is from RefSeq and is a predicted model, not a curated record. Lineage: Eukaryota; Metazoa; Chordata; Actinopteri; Pomacentridae. Gene Ontology annotation, molecular function: carboxypeptidase activity. Bases 123 to 2348 code for a protein of 741 amino acids. The transcript is spliced from 19 exons.
ACUUUAGCAGCUUUUCAAUUUUCAUUGACAUAAGUCUGGAUUUAUAAACACACCCAAGAAGCUGGGUGUCUCGGUCAGGUUCAGGAUUCAGGCUUAAAGAGGAGCUCGUCUCAGGGAGGAAAAUGAUCAUAAAGGCAGUGAUUGGGGUUCUAUGUGCAGCAGUUGUACUGGCCAUUGGUAUCGUAAUCGGUCACUUUGGUAUCAACAACAGCUCGGCUCCAUCCUGGUUGAACGAUGUGGCGAAAGACGUGGAUGAAAGCCUCAUUGAGAAGUUCUUGGCCGAGGUGGACACCAUUCACAUUCAGGAAAACCUACGGGAGCUGACCGAUGUGCCUCAUAUGGCCACCACACCUGGAGAUGAGAAGACAGUGCAGACUAUGCUGAGGAGAUGGCAGGACGCUGACACGGGUCUGGAUGAUGCCUGGAGAGAAGAGUACAACGUGUACCUGUCCUUCCCUGACCCCAAUAAUCCCAAUAAGGUCACUGUAGUGGACGCAGCCAACACUGUGCAGCACUCCAUCAGAGAAAGGGAGAAGGCUUACACUUCAGAUCAAGACGAUCCUGAGGUGGUUCAACCAUACGCUGCAUACUCACCCGCAGGACAUGCAAAGGGGAAACUGGUUUAUGCCAAUCAGGGGAAACCAAGUGAUUACGAACAGCUGAGCCAGACGCUGAACCUCACAGGAACCAUCGCCAUCACCAGAUAUGGUGGAGCAGGAAGGGGAGCUAAAGCCAUCAAUGCAGCACCCUACGGAGUCGUCGGUGUGCUCGUCUACACAGACCCUCUGGACAUCAAUGAUGGUCUCAUGUCAGACACCAACGAGACAUAUCCUCACUCCUGGUACAUGCCGCCCUCUGGUGUGGAGAGAGGCUCCUUUAACAGAGACUUUGGAGACCUGCUCACGCCGUACCUGGCUGCCAAAGAGGAAACCUACAGAAUCCCACCAGAGAAUAUAGUAGGGAUCCCUCCCAUUCCAAUUCAACCAAUCGGAUUCGAGGAUGCCUACAUAUUAAUCUGUGCGUUGGGUGGAGAUGCAGCUCCAAGUGAAUGGCAGGGAGCUUUCAACUGUACCUACAAUUAUGGUGGUCCAGGCUUCAAACCCACAUCUGAGUUCAACAACAGUGAUGUGAAAAUGGACAUUUACAACAAGGAAGUAAUAAAGAACUCCGCAAACGUGAUGGGAGUUAUCAGAGGAAGUGUGGAGCCAGACAGGUAUGUGAUCUAUGGGAACCACAGGGACAGUUGGGUUCAUGGUGCCAUCGAUCCAAGCAGUGGGACAUCUGUCAUGCUGGAAAUUACCAGAGUUCUGGGCCGGAUGGUCAAACAAGGCAUCUGGAGGCCUCGGAGGUCCAUCAUCUUUGGAAGCUGGGGAGCUGAGGAGUUUGGACUCAUCGGGUCUGCUGAAUACACAGAGCAAUACUUCGCCAAGCUCAGUGAACGCACCAUCGCUUAUAUAAAUGUGGACAUAGCUGUGUUUGCCAAUGCCACCCUCAGAGCUUCAGCAAUGCCAUCACUGCAGAAUGUUAUCUUCAAGGCUUCAAAAGAGGUCAAUGCACCUGGAGAAUCCUCCACAUCUGUAUAUGAGGCCUGGAAACUUCAUUCCAACAGGACAAGUCCAACCCAUGGAGUCAUUCCCAGGCUGGGUUAUCUGACAGGAGCAGGAAGUGAUUACGCUGCCUUUGUGCAUUACCUGGGAAUCUCUUCCAUUGAUAUGUCAUACACUUAUGACAGGAGUAAAACAAACGCUCGGAUUUACCCUGCUUACCACACAGCAUACGACACUUUUGACUACGCCUCAAAAUACAUCGAUCCUGGGUUCGUCAGUCACCAAGCCGUCGCCAGGACUGCAGGAAAUAUCCUGAUCCGAUUGGCCGAUAGCCUGCUGUUGCCAUUUAACUGCAGUGACUACGCUGAGAUCCUGGAGGACUACCUCAACACAGCGGUGACUCUAUAUCAGCAGCAACUUGAAGCUCAUAAGAUCUCCAUUGAACCUCUGAAGCGUGCAGUGGCCAUGUUUCGCACUAAUGCUCAGCAACUGGAAAAGAUGAUUCACAAUUCAGACCUGGCAAAUGAAACGCCGCUGAAGGUCCGAAGGAUCAAUGACCAGCUCAUGUUGCUGGAUCGAGCCUUCCUGGACCCUCUGGCCUUCCCAGAUAAAUAUGCAUUCAGGCAUGUUAUCUGGACUUCAAGCAGUGCCGGCAAGGCAACUUUCCCAGGUUUGGCUGAUGCCUUCGCCCAAGCUGAAUCAUCAGGACUGGACAGUGACUGGGAUAAAGUGCACUAUCACCUGUCAGUGGUGAGCCAAGCCAUCGAGGGAGCUGCCAGCACACUGGCUGAUGUCAUAUAGACACAAAUUAGGAGCAAGGAGCUUCACUAAUUCAGGAAAUAAAAGACAAUUAGCAGUGAUGCGCCGUGAUGAGACUAUUUAUGCAUGGUACCGCAUAAGGGGAAUGGCAAUCAAUAAAAUUCUAAGGAUAAGAAUGAAUAAUGUUUUCUAUCUUUGUCACAGGAUGAAGAUUUAUCUUUUUUAUUUAAGCACUUCAUAAAAGAGGAACCACAACAGCUGAUGUUAAUACAGUUAUGACAGAUGCGGCAGUGGUCACUACUGAGUGAAGUCAUUAGCCUUGUGCUAAAUCCAGCUUAUUUACUGCAACUUUGUGUAAACUAUUAUGAGAUUGUAUGUUCAUUAAUAUGCACUGUCCUGUUCAAAUAAAUAAAUAAAUGAAAUGAAAAGUG